AUGUGCCUAAAAGAAUCCUUCAACAUUUCUCAACUUCUUCACUUUCCUCUUAUUAGCCCUCUGGUCGCUGUCGCUCCUGUACCUGCUGCACAUCGCCGUCGUCCGCCUCGACGUCCUGAGGAUUCGCUCGCACCUGCGCUCGCCCUCAAGCCACCGCAUCGCCGCCCAGUCCCUCCUCGUCGCCGCACGCGUCAAGGCACUCGCCAACGUCAAGUACUUCUCACCGUAAUCGUGCCUUCACGUGUGAUCUGUGUAUCACCCACUCAACCACUCAACCACUCAACCACUCAACCACCAACUCACCCACUCACCCACCCACUCACUCACCCACUCACUCACCUACUCACCCCUCACCCACUCAACCACCCACCCACUCACCUACUCACUCACCCACUCAACCACCCACUCAACCACCCACUCAACCACCCACUCACACACUCACCCAACCACUCACCUAAUCACCCACUCACUCACUCACAUACUCAACCACCCACUCAACCACCCACUCAACCACCCAACCACUCACCCACUCACUCACACACUCAACCACUCACUCAACCACCCACUCACCUAAUCACUCACCCACUCACUCAACCACUCAACCACUCACACACCCACUCACUCACCCACUCACUCAACCACUCAACCACUCACACACCCACUCACUCACCCACUCACCCACCCACUCACUCACCCACUCACUCACCCAACCACUCACCCACUCACUCACACACUCAACCACUCACUCAACCACUCAACCACUCACUCACUCACCCACCCACUCAACCACCCACUCACCUAAUCACUCACCCACUCACUCAACCACUCAACCACUCACCCACUCACCCAACCACUCACCCACUCACUCACACACUCAACCACUCACUCAACCACUCAACCACUCACUCACUCACCCACCCACUCAACCACCCACUCACCUAA
This is a messenger RNA of Babesia ovata, 942 nucleotides long. Its product is annotated as Ice nucleation, putative. Bases 1 to 942 code for a protein of 313 amino acids. Lineage: Eukaryota; Apicomplexa; Aconoidasida; Piroplasmida; Babesiidae. The record is from RefSeq and is a predicted model, not a curated record. The transcript has a single exon.